AUGAACGUAAAUCGCGGAAUAACUGUAAUAAUUACAUUGUUGGUUACAACGAACCUGGUGAAAGCCACAGUUAUGAGGGAUUACUACAAAAUGAAGCCAACGUGGACCUUUGAACUGAAAUCAAUUGAAACCUAUUCGGAUAAUCCGGAGCUAAUAAAUUUCUUCGAUUGGUCUGUGGAUCGCAUAAGUCGCGGUGUGUACGCAGCCUCAGGAAGUAUGGCUGUAAAUUAUGAUAUUGUUGAAGGCGAUGAUAAUGAGAUUGAAUUUAAUGUCUAUCGUAGUGAAAAUGGUGUCAAAGAAUAUAAACCCAUACCAUUUAGAGUGGAGCGUCAACAUUUAUUCAGCUAUCUUAGUACAUUCUAUAAAGAUCUCGUUAUGGAAACAUUUAAAGGCUGUUCCAAUAUGCCAGUUUUUGAAGAUGAAUUUGAGCCACCAUUGGAGAAGAAGACUUAUACUUUGAAUAAAUGUCAAAUCGAUCCAGAUGAGUUUCCACAACAUUUACAGGAAGGAUUUUACAAAGUUGUUAUGACCGGAUACGGUGCUGUCAAAUGGCAGUUGACCUUUGUAGCUAUUGUCGAAAGUGCAAUGUAA
Messenger RNA from Musca vetustissima, 591 nucleotides. RefSeq lists its product as uncharacterized. The transcript is spliced from 3 exons. NCBI's taxonomy places the organism in Eukaryota, Metazoa, Arthropoda, Insecta, Diptera, Muscidae. The record is from RefSeq and is a predicted model, not a curated record. The coding region runs from base 1 to 591 and encodes 196 amino acids.